Messenger RNA from Lates calcarifer (barramundi perch), 4431 nucleotides. RefSeq names its product WSC domain containing 2 (gene wscd2). Lineage: Eukaryota; Metazoa; Chordata; Actinopteri; Centropomidae. The transcript has 9 exons. Gene Ontology annotation, molecular function: sulfotransferase activity. The coding region runs from base 1205 to 2905 and encodes 566 amino acids. The record is from RefSeq and is a predicted model, not a curated record.
CGCGGAGCCGGAGUGCGGCGGCCACCGCGCCUCCGUCUGCUCUGCUGUGUCUCUUUAAGUACAGCAGGCAGUGCUGUUGGUCCGUUGUGGGAGCGCAGGGCGCACGGUGCGGCGCUGCCUCUCCGCAGCGUCAAACUGGCUUCCUCAACAUCGGACGGGCAGACAGAGCAGAGACAGGUCGACCCCCGCCGCCGCCGCCGCCGCACGCCUCACGUCCACGUUUGGACCUGAGCAGGUGACUUUAAGCGAGUGACACAGAGAGGAGGGAGGGGGGACUGUCUGAUGUAAACUGGUGAGCCUACCGGGGCAUUAACAGUACUCCCUCCUUCUCCCGAAUGAACGCCAGAAGCGAGUAGAGGUUCAUCUGCGGUACAACAGCCUACAGUUAUUGAACGGCAGUGAGAGGGACCGCGCCGCACGAGCUAAUGGGAUUGAUAAACUAGCGUUAGUUGUGUGCGGAUGAAAGCGCAGUGAGAACAGCUUCUUUUUUUGUGUCAGAGCGCGCUGCUGCUGCUGCUGUUCCUGUUCAUGUUUGGCUGAACGAUCGUGGAGAUGAAACAUCAUGCCUGAGCCCGAGAGAUGACCAUCCCGAGUUGCGUCCUAGGAACUGCAACAUCAAACCAUCCGCUCCAGCCUGAUCUUGGCUCAUGUUUGAGAUGGUGAGUCACGCCCUCUCUCUCCCAGAUCGUCUCAGUGAAUAGCCGGCCUCACAAAGACGAAAGGAUCUCAGCUUGGCCGGCAAAUAAAACCCUCUUCCUUCUGCACAGCGUGGGAGAAAGUGCAACAGCAGUGCUGGUGUGGCAUCUCUGUAGGCUGAUAACUGGAGUGAAAGCAGUGUUGAGCGAUCAUCUUUCACUUCAAGGUGCUCACCUUUCAUGCUGUAGCCCCAGAGCCAGAUCUCGGGGCUGGACUGUCAGCGGGAAGCAUCGGCAGAGAGACUCUCACAUGGACACAGAGCUGCACAGGUUUAAAGCAUCUUUCAUGAGACUGAAGAGGCGUACAUGAGGGAAAAGUCAUGCUAUUGUCUGGAUGACCUUCAUACAGGAUUAAGGAUUAUUAUACCUUAACUGACUUUUUCUUCCUUUUUUUUUCUUGGUGCCCAGUGGGGCUGUUUUAGUGGGAGCAAGGAGAGCCAGUGCUGAUUCUUGUGCUUUAUGAGUUUUCAUCACUGGAGGAGCGUGUCUGAGUGGCAGGGGGAGCCAGCAUGGCCAAGGCUCUGCUGAAGAUACAGCGCUACUUCCGCAGGAAACCUGUCCGAUUCUUUUCCCUCAUCCUCCUCUACCUGACCGCCGGGAGUUUCGUCUUCCUGCACUCUGGCUUUGUCGGAGACAGUGGCCCUGGAGGCCGGAGGAGCCGGGACUCUGUAGCAGCUGCAGAGAUGGGCAGCCGGGUUUCAGAUACUCGGGGGCUUGGCAUCAUGAGCAGAGUGUUUAAGGAGACACGCAGGUCUGGCCGGAGGUAUGGCCCUCCGUGGAUGAAGAAGACCGCACAUGGGGGCCACGAGACAGAAGGCAGGGGGGGAGACUACACCAGCAACUGGAACCGCGCACUUAAAGGACGCAAUGCCAAAGACAUGGACGAUGGGAGAGCAAAGUACAUUGGCUGCUACAUUGAUGACACACAGAAAAGAGCGCUGAGAGGAGUUUCCUUUUUUGACUACAAAAAAAUGACUGUAUUCCGUUGCCAGGACAACUGUGCAGAAAGAGGUUACAUGUACGCAGGCCUGGAGUUCGGAGCUGAGUGCUACUGCGGUCACAAGAUCCAGGCGCCCAACGCUUCAGAGAGCGAAUGCAACAUGGAGUGCAAAGGAGAGAAGAGCAACCUAUGCGGAGGAGCCAACAGACUGUCCAUCUAUAGGCUGGAGCUGAGCCAGGAGUCAGCACGCCGCUAUGGCAGCGCCAUUUUCAAGGGGUGUUUCCACCGGCCGGACAAUGUCACACUGGCACUCCCUGUCAGCAUGGUCAUCCAAAACAUGUCUGUAGACAAGUGCGUGGACAUGUGCACAGAGAAGGAGAAAUCACUGGCCGUCCUGGCUGGAGAUCGAUGUCACUGCGGCUUCCCGACACCUCUCUUCUCCCUUCACGAGCUGGAGAACGAGGACAUGUGUCUCCACCGGUGCCACGGGGAAGAGUUUGAGAGCUGCGGGAACGAGGAGUACUUUGUGGUGUACCAGACGCAGGUUCAAGAUAACCGCUGCAUGGACCGACACUUCCUCCCCACUCGUGCUAAGCAGCUGGUGGCCCUCGCCAGUUUCCCUGGAGCUGGCAACACCUGGGCCCGCCACCUCAUAGAGCUCGCCACCGGCUUCUACACCGGCAGCUACUACUUCGAUGGCUCACUUUACAAUAAAGGAUUUAAAGGGGAGCGGGACCACUGGCGGAGCGGGAGGACGAUCUGCAUUAAGACACAUGAGAGUGGCAAGAAGGAGAUCGAAGCCUUUGACUCCAGCAUCCUCAUGAUCCGAAACCCCUACAAAGCUCUCAUGGCGGAAUUUAACAGAAAAUAUGGUGGUCACAUUGGGUUUGCCUCUCAGGCCCACUGGAGAGGGAAAGAGUGGCCCGAGUUUGUGAAGAACUAUGCCCCUUGGUGGGCGUCCCACACGUUGGACUGGUUGAAUUACGGGAAGAACGUCCAUGUGGUCCACUUUGAGGACCUGAAGAGGGACCUGUUUUCGCAGCUCAAGGGGAUGGUCCAGUUCCUGGGCUUGAAGGUUUCGGAGGACCGCCUUCUCUGCGUCGAGGGCCAGAAGGAUGGAAAUUUCAAACGAUCAGGCCUGCGAAAACUCGAGUACGACCCGUACACAAGUGAAAUGCGAGCAAACAUCAACGAACUGAUCAGAACAGUAGACACCACCUUGAAGAAAAGGAACAUGUCUGGGGUUCCAGAGGAAUAUAUGCCAAGAUGAUACAUGUGAUUCCCUUGCCCCCCCCCCCCCUUUUCCUUGACUGUUCUGUCAACAGGUUCUGCACCAUGUUUUGUAGGAUUACAUGACUUAAGUAGUUUUUUCAAUUAUUAUUUCUGUGAAGUCAUAUAGGUGUAGUGAGAAAAAAAGCAGUGUCUUUUUGAUUUUUUAUUCAUCUUUUUUCAUUUUCUGUCUGAACUCCAGCAGCUUCAUGCAUUCAUAGAAAAGACAGCUUCAGCAGGGGAGGGUUGUUUUUUCUCUUUGGCUUAACGAAAAGAACGAAAAGCACUUCUUAUCCUGCUCUAUGCACAUGUGCUGUGUAGGCAUGUGCACAUGCCUUAACACAAAGAAGGUACAAUAGCUGUGACUACAGAGAUCUGACUGUGCUGGGUGAUUUGUUGCCAGUGAAAAACAUUUGACCCAAGAGAAAUAAUACAGCACUGCAAAGUCUGUUGUAUGAGCUUAUUUUGCGUAAAAGAAAAAACUGUUAUGAGAAAUCAAAACAUUAAAUUUUCCGCUGCUAUCACAGUUACAGAAUAAUACUAUUUUAUACAUGAACUUCACUGAAAACUUUAAAACUUUUAGCCCUUUGUUAGAGGGAAAAAUGCAAUAUACAGGCUUUAACUACCUGAUGAUGAUACUGUGUGUUUUUGUAAGUUAAUCAACUUACUGUUUGUAAGAGAAAUCAUGUUUUUGAUGAUGAAGAGGUAAAGAACUUAAUUCUCAGCUCCUCGUAUUCAAGACGACGAAUAAUCCCUCUUGAAGGCACUGAUUCAAGGAGAGAAGAGGAUUUUUUUCUCUGCAGCAUUUAUUUAUCUCUGGUGUGCGAUGCACAUGCUGACUAAUUUGGUCAUGAAGACGUUUUCUUAACACUGGACUUGAUGCAGAAAUCCAAAAAGCACUUUGCUGUGCAACACUUGCCCCAAAGAUCACUGAGGGAUUAGGCAUUACAAUCAUGUAAUAGAUUGGAGGUUACCUUUAGCAGUAGUGAUCAUUAUAAGUUUAUUUUUUAGUUUAUCAUACUGAAUGUGAAAACUGUUUUUUAUUGCUUUGUUGUGAGAAGAGCAGUUAAAGCUGGUUAUAAUUUUACUCUUGAUAAUUUAAAAAAAUCUACACAAAAGUGUGAAAAAUUCUGCUCAGAUUUUAUAAGCAGCACGUCUUAUAACGGUACUCAAUGUGCUAUGCCAUAUGCUUAAAAAUAAACAAAUAAACAAAUACAUGAAUAUACACACACACACAUAUAUUUAUAUAUAUAUAAACACUGGUGACUGAGACAGAAAACAUUAACUGACUUCCAUUUUCAGUAAUUAUAUAAAUAUAUUUUUAUAGUGCUGACACAUCAAAAAUAUUUCUAAUGCAACAAGCAAAUGGGAGAAAUUGUUUCUAUUUUUAACACAUGCUUUAAACUUUAUUGGCUCUCGCUUUCAUUGACAAGCAGGCACUUUCUGAACAUAAGUGUCACAUUUGAAUGUAUUUUCUAUGGAAUGAAUGUAACGUGAUAAGGCCCAAUAAAUGAGUACAUUAAAUAA